This is a messenger RNA of Ostreobium quekettii, 384 nucleotides long. The record is from the annotation of a GenBank genome assembly. NCBI's taxonomy places the organism in Eukaryota, Viridiplantae, Chlorophyta, Ulvophyceae, Bryopsidales, Ostreobiaceae.
AUGGUGUGCAAUUCAGUCUGCAAGGUGCUCUUCUGCCCCUGCGUUGCAUAUGCAGAGAUCAAAGAAGCACUUCAUGGUGGCGAGGUUCCCAAGGAUUACUGCUGCAAUCCCUGCUGCUGCUACUGCUUUUUGAUGACAUUCGCUCCGUAUUGCAUCCCUUGCAUCCUCACUGGCAAGACCCGCCGUGACAUCCGCACUAAGUACAACCUGAAGCCAGACUGCUGCGGCGACUGCUGCACACACUUCUUCUGUGGAGGCCUUGCCCUGAUGCAAGAGAGGAGGGAGUUCAAGAGCCGGCCCCUUGAGCCGUGGCCUGUGGAGACUGAGCAUGAGCAGCAAUCGACCUAUCAGCCACCUGCACCUGAGAGGAUUGCAACUGUCUGA